GACGUUUCGGCAAUAGCGGGAUGUUCCGAAUGAAAACUCGGAAGUUUAUCUUGUUUGUUUUUUCUGCUGGGAGGGUUUCCUCUGUUUAAUUUCGGUCGAUUUCCCACAUUAAAAGCAAAGCAAUGCGGUUUAAAGUCGCUCGAGACGCCCUGUAACUUACAUCGACUGCGGUUUCGACGUUUGUCAGAAAAACUGCUGCCGUGUGGGCUGCCCGCUGAAACAUGGACGAGCUGUACACGCUGGACAGGGAGGUGGGCAGAGGCAGCUAUGGUGUUGUGUUUGAGGGCCACAUGGCCAAAACGGGCCACCGGGUGGCUGUGAAACGCCUGCCCUGCAGCAACCCAGAGUGCAUUGAGCUCUACCUGCAGGAGCUGUGGGCUAUGAGGGCCACCGCCAAGAACCACGUCAACGUCAUCGCGCUGCACAGCUGCCUCCUUCAGACGGGAUCCAGGAGCCUCAAGUCCCUCAAGCCUGGAAAGCUGCCUCUGCCACUUGUCGAGGCCGUGCUGAAGGGCACUGUGGUGGGGCCACAGAGAGGUCAAGAGAGGAGUAAGGUUUCCUCAAACACCCCGAGGAGGUGUAACUCGGCCUCCAGGCUCCAGGACAAGACCAACACGCUCCUGGCCAGAGCCAAGCCCCAUCCGAGGGAGAAAUCGACCGGGUCGGAUUCUUCCACCCCGCGCCGGCCUCCGAGCCGAGCCACGAAGAGAUCGGCCCAGCAGCAGGAGGAGGAGGAGGAGGAGCAGUCUGGAUCUCUGCGCUGCCUCGCCCUGUGGCUGGUGAUGGAGUACUGCGACGGGGGCGACCUGAACCGGUACCUGCUCUCCAGACCCCCGGAUGCCGAUCGGAACCACGGUGUGCUGCUUCAGCUGUGCAGCGCCGUGGCCUUCCUGCACGGUCUGGGUAUCACUCACCGAGACCUGAAGCCGGACAACGUCCUCGUCUGCGUGACGCCCAAGGGCCCCGUUAUCAAGGUGGCAGAUUUUGGUCUGAGCAAGAUGAGCAGCGCAGUGGUGAACGGCGAGCGCUGCCGGCAGCACUUCUCCUCCACGUGCGGCUCGGACUUCUACAUGGCCCCCGAGGUGUGGGGCGGGCUGAGCUACACGGCCCAGGCGGACAUCUUCUCCCUCGGCGUGAUGUUCUGGGCCGUCCUGGAGAGGAUCACUUUCGUGGAAGAGGGCACGACGCAGGAGCAGCUGGGUGCCUACGUGUGCAAGGGUCGCUGGCUGAUGCCGCUGGGGGAAGCCCUGUGGGAGAACGCCGACCUCCAGCUGAGCGUCCCUAUGAAGAGGGCGCCCCGGCCGCUGCCCCCUCCUGGCCCGGCCAUGUGCGCCCUGCUUCUAGACAUGCUCGCCUUCAACCCCGAUGCUCGGCCCUCGGCGGGCCAGCUGGAGGCCAGAGUGCGCUCCGCUCUGAAACAGGACUCCGACUGAUGAGCCGUGCCCUCAGAAGACACCGAAACCCCAAUAAACCAUGACUGCUGCGUAGUCCUGUACAGUUUGUUGGCUGCCUCAGGGAAAAGGGCCAAAAAAAGACACAGGAAAGCGUGCGAUUUUCAGGUGGCGCUGCUGUGGUGGUGGCGGUGGAGUGUUGGCGGCCACGUUAAGGGAAAAUGGAUAAACUCAGUAAAACGUGUUGUGAUUCCUUAGUAAGAAGCAGUCCAGUCACUGAAGAACCCAUGACUGCAUGUAUAAAACACACAGUGGCUCUCCAGAGUCCAGAGAGAGGGGAAUGGGACCAGAUGAGUUUCAUUUGGUCACCCUGCUGUUGCUUAGACCCUAAAACGAGCCAGUUUCAGUUUCCUCUGUUUAUCUGGAGAUGAACCGAUGCUGCUGCUCUUUACCUGGAACCGCAGACUGUUGGUUCUCUGCGUCUUUUAGGCUCUCAAUCAGUUUUGCUUUAGCCUUUCCCACCACCACACACAUUUUACCUGCUUAAAAAGGAGCUGAACUCUCCUGGGAUGUUUGGACGUCUAACCUAAUGUAGCGCUCUCUGAGCUUUCAUGUCUUAAAAAAAGCUCACAGCUACUUCUUUAUAGUUGACUUGUGCUUUUGCAGUCUGCAGGGAUAUUUUUAACGUGGGAAAACAGUACAUGUGUAUAUAAGUUUUUUUGUUUUUGUUUUUUUCUUCUUGAAGUCAAAAUGGAAGAUUUCGGGUUUUUUAACAGGAUGAGUCGAUUUUACGACAGCGAUGCGAUGGCUGCUCGUCUCUGCGGAGCGAUCCGCUGCACCCGUCCUCCUCCUCUGACUGAAGCUGAACUAUAAAAUGCGCUGCAGCGUUAAAAGACCUGGAGCCUCUGACUACGUCUGAUUUUAAUUUAGUAAAAUCAGCUCUCCGCUCAUUUGAUAUUUACGAUUUAUUUGUGCUGGACUGGUCUCCAGUAUUUUAUCAAUAAAUAGUUUAUACUUUUUGCAAAUGUAUUGGACUGUGGCACUUUUUGGCCUUCCAAAUGUAGAUGAUUGGCAGCUCAAAUCCUCAAAAUGUUGGAUAUAUUUUUUCUCCAGAGUUUUUAAAAAAAAUCCAAGAUGAAUUUGGAAGCAAUUUUAAGUUAAACUAGAGUUUUCUACCUCUGACAAUUUUAUUAUUAUUCAGGUAAUGGGGGGAAUUGCUAAUUAAAUAAAAAUUCUUUGAAAGUGCUUCCAGAGCAUAUAACGAGAUUCAUAUUUAAACUUUCUGCUUUUAAAGUAUUACUUGAAUUUUGGUGUUUAGUUUUUUUUGUGUGUAAUUUCAAUAAUGAGGAUUUUAAGUUCAUAUUUUUUUGUCCGUGGUAAAAAGUCAAGUAGUACGAAGCUGGGCGAUCUCGCAGAUAAACUGUCCUCCUAUGAACAGGAAAUUAAAGCCAGGGUUCAGGAGUGGUCCUGAUCCGAUCAAUCCCACAUCCACUGUAUUUAUUACAGGUCAUCUGUCUCAGUCCUGUACACCUUGUCUGUUUUUUUUUUUUUUUUUUAUUCUCUUGCUCUCUAUAAAGCCUGAAAUGAUUUCAUCCAAAAUGUCUUUUUAAAUGGAAUCUAAUUUCUAUAAAGACAUCUUCUAACCUCUG
Molecule: messenger RNA, 3040 nt
Organism: Fundulus heteroclitus (mummichog)
Lineage: Eukaryota; Metazoa; Chordata; Actinopteri; Cyprinodontiformes; Fundulidae
Exons: 4
Coding region: 222-1433 (403 amino acids)
Biological process (GO): autophagosome organization; protein autophosphorylation; autophagy
Cellular component (GO): autophagosome; cytoplasm
Molecular function (GO): ATP binding; protein serine/threonine kinase activity
Source: RefSeq, a predicted model, not a curated record